UUAAUGGCAUUGACUGCCCUCCACCGCUCGGCAUCGAGCCGCUCCCCCGAGCUUCCCACCCACCACUCGGCAUUUGCAUCGGGUUCUCUCGAAGCCCGUCCACCUCCGCAGUCUCUCCUCAUCCCCAACCACAACGCAACCUAGAUGACAGGCGAGAGGCGAGGAGUUCGGGUGCGGCGACUCCGCUUGGCGAUGGUGUCGCCGCCGAGGACGUAGGCGGCUCGCACACCAGUGGCGCUGCUCCCGCCUGCAGUGCUUCACUCACCGGAGGCGCGUGAGGAGAUGUUGCGGAUUGUUCGAGGGAGAUUCCCAGAUCGGAUGCGGUGGCCAGGGGUUAUGGUGGAGAUAGUCCGCAUGGCGUCGUUUGCGGAGAGGGCUCGCUUCUGCGGGGACGAAGGAGGUAUGGACCACGAACUCAUCUACUGGGCGAUGAGGGAGGCGGAGUCGACGGAUCCGACGCUGGCGGCGAAGUGGAGCCGGUUCAAGAUGGCUACGCCAUUCCGCCUCAACAUCAACUCGCCGCCGAUACUGGAGCUGUCGCAGAUCCCGUCUGCGGCGCUGCCGGGGGGGGGGGGGUCGACCCUCCCCAAGCCUGUUGAACCCUCUCUUAACCAUCCGUAUUGUUCUCGUUUUGUGCCUGGAUCACAGGAAAGGGAAUUUUCCCUUGUGGUGCUAGUUUAUGUGUGAAUAAGGAGAAUGAUCAUCUGAUCAGUGCGCGGGAUUCGGCCGUGGAAAGGGAUGGAGUUUCUACUCCUCCUGUAGUACUGCAGUAUAGGAUUGGGGGAUUAGUAGAAGACCCUUUGGUCUGUAGUAGUAAUAGUAGAGAUUCUACGCAUAAUGUCGAUUUUACUGGUGAGAAAGGUCGACUAGAAGGUGAUGGAGUUGACCUGGGUCUGUCAGAUGAUCUUGACAUGGUGGUAAAGUGUAAUAUGGACAGUACUGCUACUGUUCAUAUAUACUCAGUUCAGACAGAUAAUGAAAUGGAGAAGGACCUGGUUUCUAAAAUAGAGAAUGUGCCUCUGUAUGCUGGAGUAGGGGUUGAGAGGAAGGUAAUUAGGGCUCCUGUUUCUAUGUCAGAGAAGGAUGAGAUGGUGGAAUAUUAUGGCAGAGAUGAGUUACAGAGAAGAGGUGGUUGUAGUACCCCAGAUGUGGAAUCCAAUAAAAUUAGGAAUGCUAUUAUGCAGGUUCAGGGGUUUCCCCCAGGUGAUGGGAAUACAGUUCAGGAAGGAAACAAAUUGAUUAUGGUUCAUGUGGGUUAUUUAUCAGAAGCUGUUCCUACUAAAGCCAGUGUGUGUUUUGAUGAGAAGGGAGAGGGAUCUUCUGAUCGUCUAUCAGAACAUAAUAGAAGAAUUAGGUAUUAUGAUCAAGGAUUCCCUCCUUUGGAGAAGUUACUUCCCCAGAACAAAAUGAGGUUGGGUCAAGGAGAUUCUGGAAGUAAGAGAAAAGGAGAUAUACUAUGCCCAACUUUAGGAAAAAUGGAUGGAGUAUCUGUUCCUGUGUCUAACUUUUUUGUAGAUAAAGUAGAGAUGAUUCCCUCUCGGGAAAUUCCAAACAUACCCUCAGGCCCAGGGUACUUUGGGCAUUCCAUAGUCCCUACCCCCUUUAUUAAUGGGCAUGUGGUCAGGAAGAGACCUUAUGGGAAGGCAUAUUCUCUUUUGAGAAACGACUCUGAGGAGGUGGCUGAGGACUUUUUUGGCCAACUAUGGGUUAUCCCUUCCACUGGCCGUGAAUAUAAAAAGCCUCCCCUCCUCCUCCCCCACCGAACCCUAAUACUUUUCCUUCCCUCUUCUGGAUCAAGAAGGAUCUCUUCAGAUCCAGGAAAUUUUCCAGAGAGGAUUGCUUCCCUGUGGAGUUCCCUGGUCGAUUUGACCCUAUCCCCACCUCAUUUAGGGUAGCUGUGGAAGGGAUCGGGCAAGGAUCCUUGUCCUUUGCUGAAGUGGUCAAGGGGAAGAUGGAGAUCGGCCGACCACAGCAAAGACCCCCUCGUCGGCAACCUCCCAAGAAGUCUGUUCCUGUGCAAGGAGGGCAGGUUCCCAAUCGGCCUCCUCCCCCUGGUGAUGUGAAGACCCAAUCCACAAACAAGGGGGGAGGAGGAGGGAGUGCUGGAUCUGGAGGGAGACAGAUCCCUGUACCUGCUCCUGCUCCUGCUGCAGUUCCUCAGAUCCCUGUUGUUCAACCUGUGGAUCCCAGGUAUAAAGAGAUGAUCUGUUUCAACUGUAGUUGGCCAGGGCACUAUGUGGGGAACUGCAUUGAGGCCAAAAAAUGUUUCAUAUGUGCUGGUGGGCAUAAUGUUAAUAAUUGUGCUGCCUGGGCCAAACCCCAACCCACUGCCACUUAUUUUGGUAGUGCUGCUGCUGGUUUAGGAUUUUAUCAUAUUGAUAUUCCAGUUGCUACUGAAUCAAGCUCGUUGAAUUACAAAAAUUGUGCUAUGCUUAAGGUGAUCAAAGGAGAGGUUUCUACCUCAGAGCUGUUGACUCAGUUAAAUGGUAUAUUCUGCAAGAACAAAGAAUGGCCAUGGCAGAUCAGGGAAUUAGAGGAGAAGAAGUUUCUUUUAAGAUUCCCUCCUUGGAAAAAUGUUAAUGAUUUGAUUGAGUUCCCUGCUUUUGAGCUGCCCAUAGAUGGAGUGUCUGUAAAAAUCUGUGAAUGGCAAGGUAUGUUAGAUCCAUUUGGAGAGUUGACAGAGGCUUGGGUACAAAUAGAAGGGAUUCCCCCCAAGUGGUGUGCAUGGAAGGUGUUUGCUCAAGUGGCUGCCUGCUUUGGGAUUCUGGUAGAUGUUGAUUGGAAUGGGAUAUUCAAAAGUUUCUAUGAGGUGGUAAGGAUCAAAGUAGCCUGUAGAGAUCCCAAGAAAAUCCCUUUUGAGAGAUUAGUGGAGAUGAAAAAGAAGCUGUACAUCCUGUUUUUUACUGUAGAAGGUUUUGAUCAGAUUGGGGAAGAGACUGAUGGUGAUGAUGUAGACCCUGAUGAGGAUAAUCAAGAGAUUGAGGAUGAGGAACCGAAAAAGAGAGAUAAUGGAGAUGAUCUGGAAGAUGAAGGGGAUGAGGAAGCUAUUGAUGAGAUUGACAAAGCUAACUUCUCUUCCAAGCAUAUGGAAACUGGGAGCAGUAGCAAAAAUCAGAUGAUGGCUGUUUCUGCAGCAGAUAUCCACCCUCACAGUCUGAUGGAUGAAGUUCAUGAGGAGUUUGUGGAUGAAGUCAAAGAUAAAACUACAGAAGAUAAAAGGUGGGAUAUGGUGACUGAUGGGGAAAAGGAAAUGGAGUUGGAAAUGGAAUCUCGCAAAAGUAACAUGAUGAUGGAUAUGUCAGCUCACCUGGAUUACUGUUCUGAGCAGUUGCAGAAAAUAGAGAUGUUGGAAUCUAAUGAAGAAGAGGAAGGGGUCCUACCUUAGAUGCAGUGCUUGCCUAAGGAAAUGACUACUAUAUUGGGAUCAACUAAAAGGUCUCUGCUGGACACACUUGAAAAAGAGGCCGGAUUGAAGAAAAAGAACAACUCUACCAAGGAAGGGAAAUGGGGUCGUGUUCUCAACAAUAAACCAAACACUAGGGGGCAUGGAGGGAUUAAAAUCAUGGACAAAGCUGCUGCUUACAUGCUGAAAAAGAAUUUGGAGGUGCCCAAGACUUUUAAAAGGGCGUAUUUGGAGAAAUUUCAAUUGCAUUCUUGCAAAGCUGGGGGUUCAUCUCGAUGAAUGGAAGAUCUUGCUCUCUGGUGCUCAGGCGGAGCUACUCCGAGGCUUCAUCAGGCAGUUGGACAAGCGGCACGGGGAUCUCCUUCGUAUUGCUUGGAGAUGAACAUGGAGGGGCAGGAUUAGGAUUUUAUCUAGCCUUUCUCAAGAGGAGUGCUUUUAAAAAACCCAGAAUUGUUGGUCAUUUUGGCCUGUAAUAAUUUCUAGCGUACUUAUGUUGCUUACGGAGGUUUUAGGCUGCUGGUAGUUUGAUCUUCUUUUGCUUUUGUUCCGGAUCUAUGCUUGCUUCAUAUCUAAUAAAAUGGAGCA
This is a messenger RNA of Hordeum vulgare subsp. vulgare (domesticated barley), 3988 nucleotides long. RefSeq lists its product as uncharacterized. The record is from RefSeq and is a predicted model, not a curated record. Gene Ontology annotation, molecular function: nucleic acid binding; zinc ion binding. The transcript has 2 exons. NCBI's taxonomy places the organism in Eukaryota, Viridiplantae, Streptophyta, Magnoliopsida, Poales, Poaceae. The coding region runs from base 1952 to 3385 and encodes 477 amino acids.